UGUAUAAAUAAAAAUAUAAAUCAUCUUCACUUUAUAUGAGCUAAAUAUUUAGUUAAUACUUGAAUACUUUAAUAUUUUGUUAAUUUUAGUAGUAACUAAUACUACUUAAUGAACAAUAAAAACAUUGUCAGCCAAUCAGAAUCCAGUUGACUUUUAUCAGCUCAACCUUUAGAAGACUUUGAAAAUACAACACAGCAUAUUAAGUUGUAAAAACAAAAUAUUAAGUUGAAAGAACUCCUGCUAUGAUAUUUUUUUUCCAUUUACAUUUCUUGUGUUUAAAAGAGCAGCUCUGACAUUCGGCCUUUUUCGUUUUCUCAGAAUACAGGGCAUUACAGGGUUGGAAUGAAUGAGGUUAAGUAAUAAUGACACAGUUUUAUUUUUAGCUGAACUAACACUUAUAGAGUUGUUGCUGUAUGAGCAGUUACUCAAAGUGGAGAAAUAGAGAAGUUUCUGUAAUCUCCAGUAAGGGAAGCUAAACGGUGUGCAGCCCCCCUCCCAGCCUGUGAAAAUGGACACUCCUGGUGUAUUUAUAGACUAGACACGACAAGCACUCUUUCUUAAGAGCCCAACGGUUGCUCACAUUCGUCAUAACCACAUGAUAUUUGGUUCUAGAAGCUACUCACUACUGUGUCUUUCACAAAUUUAAAUUUAUUAGAAAAUUUACAGAUGACUCCAGCAUUCUAACCAGACGGACACCAAGAGAAUCACUGAAAGCAAUAAGGGAUUACUAUGGAGAAACCGGUGUUACAAACACAGCCCUCUAUGCUGCCCUUCUUCGACACAGCCCAUGCAGUCAACUUGCUCCGUGGGAUCCAUGAGCUCCGUGCCGAGCGCAAGUUCUUCGACGUCACUCUGUGCGCCGAAGGCAAGGAGUUCCAUUGCCAUCGGACUGUGCUAGCAGCUGCCAGCAUGUACUUCCGUGCCAUGUUUGCUGGGACUCUUCGAGAGAGCGUCAUGGACCGUGUGGUGCUGCAUGAAGUAUCGGCAGAACUUUUGGGCCUCCUAGUGGACUUUUGCUAUACUGGUCGUGUGACUGUCACGCAUGACAAUGUGGAUCUCUUGCUCAAGACAGCAGAUCUGUUCCAGUUCCCUUCUGUCAAAGAAGCCUGCUGCGCAUUUCUGGAGCAGAGACUUGAUGUUUCCAACUGCUUGGAGAUCCAGGACUUUGCUGAGGCUUACGCCUGCCGCGAGCUAGCAGCUAGUGCUCGCCGUUUUGUGUUGAAGAACAUUGUGGAGCUGGCAAAGAGCAUGGACUUUGAACGGUUGUCGUGGAAGCGCCUGCUGGAGUUUGUGUCUGAUGAUGGACUAUGUGUGGAUAAGGAAGAAACAGCAUACCAGAUUGCUGUGCGCUGGGUCAAGGCUGACUUGCAACACCGGUUGCAUUACUGGCCUGAGUUGUUACAGCAGGUACGACUGCCAUUUGUUCGCCGUUUCUAUCUUCUGGCUCAUGUGGAGAGUGAUCCACUUGUCUACUUGUCACCAGCCUGUUUGCGGUUAGUCAGUGAGGCACGCAGUUUUCAGUCAUAUGAAUAUGACCGCCAUGACCGACCUGGUCAUCGAAUGCGCCCGCGUCCAUCCACCGGCCUGGCUGAAAUUCUGGUGGUAGUGGGAGGAUGUGAUCAAGACUGUGAUGAACUUGUUACUGUGGACUGUUACAACCCACAGACCGGACAGUGGAGAUACUUGGCCGAAUUCCCAGACCACCUUGGAGGUGGCUACAGCAUAGCCGCCCUGGGAAAUGACAUUUAUGUGACAGGUGGCUCAGAUGGUUCACGUCUUUAUGAUUGUGUUUGGCGGUACAACUCCAGUGUGAACGAGUGGACAGAGGUCUCCCCUAUGCUGAAAGCCAGAGAGUACCACAGCUCUUGUGUCCUGAAGGGUCAGCUGUAUGUGGUCGGGUCUGACAGCACAGAACGUUACGAUCAUACUAUUGACUGCUGGGAAGCUCUCCCGCCCAUGCCCCAUCCCAUGGAUAACUGUUCUACUACAGCAUGUAGGGGACGCCUCUACGCCAUUGGAUCUUUAACAGGAGAGGACACGAUGGCAAUUCAGUGUUACGAUGCUGAAAGCAACCGCUGGUCACUUCUCAACAGUGGAGAACUGCCUCCAUGGUCAUUUGCCCCUAAAUCCGUGACCCUUAAUGGCUUGAUCUACUUUGUAAGAGAUGAUUCGGCAGAAGUUGAUGUCUACAACCCACAGAAAAACGAAUGGGACAAGAUUAGUCCCAUGACACAAGUUCAUGUUGGAGGAAGCGUGUCAGCUCUGGGUGGUCGGCUCUAUGUGUCCGGUGGUUAUGACAACACCUUCGAGCUGUCUGAUGUGGUUGAGGUCUACGACCCCUCUUCUCGAUCAUGGAGCCCGGCUGGCCGGCUCCCCCAGCCCACAUUCUGGCAUGGAAGUGUGAGCAUAUUCCGACAGUUCAUGCCUCUUGUUCAGAGCACAUUUGAACCCAUCGACAUACCCGAGGCCAACGCCAUUCACCUCCACAGACACCACCGCAACCAGGCGCUUCACAACCACAACAACAACGUCAAUCAGAACCACAACCAAGAAGUCAAUCAAGUGCACUGAGAACUUUUCAGAACAACGAGACUGAAGGUCAUUCAAUGUGACGUUGCACUUUAUCACAUUCACCUCAACUGGGCAGCAAAGGGAGCUGGUAAAUGGACAAUCAGUGUUUGCAUUAUUUCUCCCAGUAACCCAGAGUUACUACAGCUUUAAUUGUUGCAUGCAUUUCUAAUGCUGGCUGUGUUUAUUUUGAACAGGCACUUGAAAUAGUGCCUAUGAUAUCAUGUUUGGCAGACUUAAUGCAAUUUACAUGUAUGGAUUGCAUGAAGCUCAUUUUUUAAAUUUUAUUUUUUAGUAAAUUAAAGGGGUAUGUUCACACAAUAUGUAAAAAUUCACUUCAUUUAAGAUGUAGGUGACUUAGAUUUUCAGCGAAAGUUUUUUAGCCGAAGCCAUGGCUAUACAUUGAGGUCUUAUGAAGCAAAACAACAGGAAUCUGAAUGUUAUUUGCAACAUUAAUAUCUUUAAUGCACAGUAAAAGUGCCAGUACAUCUUUUUGCUUCAUAAGACCUCACUGUUUAAUCAAGAUCAACUUAUAUUAAUUUUGUUUUGCCUAUAUUAUGAUUAUAUGACUUAUAUGAUUAUAUGAACGAAUCAAAAAGGACCGCGCGGUUUUCAGCAACAAUCUUUCUUAAUGUUCCACUGAAGGGAAAUGUCACCUACAAUUAGAUAUCCUGAAGGAUGAUAUAAUAUAAUAUAAUAUAAUAUAAUAUAAUAUAAUAUAAUAUAAUAUAAUAUAAUAUAAUAUAAUAUAAUAUAAUAUAAUAUAAUAGUAAAACCCCAAGCAUUCCAAAAGUUGAAACUUUGGAUCACUUAGAUUUAGGCAUGGGCCGGUAUAAGAUUCUGACGGUAUGAUAACCUUGAAUAAAAAUGUCAUGGUAUUGUGAUUACUUCUCUAAAAUAAGUUAAUUUUUAAUGUCUGGGUAAAAAACCACAACUUUUUUCUCCCUAUUGAACAUAAUAUAUAUUUUAUUUUAAAAAAAACAUUUUAAAUAUUUUUAUCAGUUACUAUUGAUGUAGAAGUUCCUUUUCUGCUGGAGAUACUGUUGCCCUAAAAACUAAACAAAAUAGUUGUGAAAAACAUGUGAAGAAAAAAUAAAAAUAAAAUAAGAAUACCUUAGAAUGGUAUAAUAGAAAACUUUUCCAAACCGCUGUAAACCUUGAAACCGGUUAUCGUCCCAUGCCUACUUAGAUUGCUCAAAUUCUGCAAUAUGGAAAACAAAUGGUGUUUUAUGUAUGCAGAGUGUGAAAUUAAAUAUUUUUAGCAAUCCAAGCCUUUACAUAAAACAACUGAAUUUUGUUUGGCAUAAAGGUAAAAAUUGUGCCCCAGUGUAACUUAUUUCUUUAUCUAUCUUUCUAGAAAUGCAUAUGUCAGACAAUCUAGUGUGCAUGCUGUGGUCACAUUGAAUGUGAAUCUGUAUCAGACUUGCUUUUAAACUCGUUUUAAUAUAAAAUGAAGUUUCUAGUUAUCUAAACAUUGUUUAUUUAGUUUAUGAGAAACUGCUUGUUUAAUUAAGCUGAUCAUGAAGGAUACAUGAGGAGCAGAUGACAAAAUUGAUUUCUUUUUGUCAUUGUAUUAGGAUGCUGUAUUAAUAACUGGAACUAGUAAUUCAGUAUCUCACUAUUCUUUAGUAAAUAUGUGUGUUUGACAAUACCAGUGCUUUUUAAAAUUAUUAUUUACAUGCUUAUGCGGUACUUUUAUUUUAUUUUUCUUACAACGUUUGGUUUGUUUUGUGGCCAAAAUCGAUUGUACAAGAUGAUGUACACGAAGUGAUGACUUGUGUUUUUAUGUGUGGUCAACCAAUAAAUGACGGCCAGCACUGUUACUUUUGCU
Messenger RNA from Danio rerio (zebrafish), 4399 nucleotides. NCBI's taxonomy places the organism in Eukaryota, Metazoa, Chordata, Actinopteri, Cypriniformes, Danionidae. The record is from RefSeq and is a predicted model, not a curated record.